AUCUCAGAAUAUUUUUCCGUUAAUUAUUCAUUCCGCCGAAUAGAUACACCGCGAGGGCGUAUAAAUGCUCUAAGUCGACCGGAUGUAUCAUUUUCCGACGAGCUACGGUCAAUAAUGUGGCUGCUUUUGACACUCUUGGUGCUUGCGGGACUGGUAUCUGCCGAAAGCAACUAUGGCUGGAAGGUCGGCAACGAGUACAGCUAUGUGGUACAAAGUCGCACGUUCACAACUUUGGACGAGUUCCCCGAAGAGUAUGCGGGUAUCAUGAUGAGAGGAUACCUCACGGUGCAAGCUAAGGACGAGGGCAAGCUAACCGCGAAACUAACAAAGGAUCAAUACGCUCACGUCAACAGCAACCUGCCCAUGGGCUGGGACGAGGACAUCCCCGACCAACAGUUGGUGCCCCAUGAUAUACCCAUAUCUGAAAAGCCCUUCGACAUUAAGCUGAAGGACGGCUUGAUCGAUUCCGUAAUCGUGGAGGAAGAUGUUCCUAACUGGGAGGUGGUACUACUCAAGAGUAUCAUCAGCCAGUUCCAGGUGGACAUCAAGGGUAAGAAACUCGUGGAGGGACACGAUGUCAAGGUUCCGGAUGAGAAUGACCCUCGGGGAGGGUUCACGGUAUUGGAAGACUACUUCGCUGGUUUGAACGAAGUUCGUUACGACUUCAAACCGCUGUCGGAACAGCAGUUUCGAACUAGGCCGGAAUUGGUGCCGAAACCUGAACUGAAGGGCUCAGGACAACACAUUGACAUCGUCAAGACGAAGAGAUAUGACAGGUAUCCGGAAAUGUCGGAGAAGGUGUUGGGCAUGACGCGGCAGAUGAAGAAGGAACCUAAAACUAACAAGAACCUCAUGUCGAAAUCUUCCAUCAGUAGAAUCGUCAUCUCAGGUAGCCUGAAGGAUUUCGUUAUCCAGUCGGCGGUGUCUACCAAUAAGAUGACCAUCACUCCCUCGUUCAAUGACGCGCAGAACAGCAUGGUGCUCAGCAAACUGACCCUAACUCUGGAUUACAUGCACGAGAUCAGGACUCCAAUGCCUUCGCCAACGAAACCCAAAUCCACCGGCUACCGCAUCUCUUUCGAAACCACCCCGUCCUCUCUGGAAGAUGUUCCCAAGCACCCUGUCUGGCCUAACAUCAUCGAUUACGGAGGCAAAUUUAUUAGAGACUCCCAUGAGAUUAAUGGUUUAACUGCAAUCGGCGAUUUACUCUUGCAAAUUUCAAAUGAACUGACGGACCCGAAUACGAUUCCUGAGCAAAAUACCCUAGACAAAUUCACUCAUCUCGUCAACAUAAUCCGCACCAUGAACAGGAAUCAAAUAGCGGAAGCUGAGAAUUGCUUGGAGAUCUCGCCCAAGAAACUCAAGUGGGGCGACAAGGCUGACGCCUUUAGGCAAAACCGUUGGUCCGUUUUUAGGGAUGCUGUCACUCAAGCUGGGACUGGACCUGCUUUGUUGACCAUCAAAAAUUGGGUCCAGAAUGGGGACUUGCGGAGGGAGGAAGCUGCUGAAAUGCUGUCCAAAAUCCCGGCGUCUGCUCGGCAAAUUACAGCCAAAUACACCGAGGCGUUCUUCGAACUGGCCACUCAUCCACAAGUCACGCAAGCGGCACUCCUGAACGUCACAGCGAUAACGGCGUUCUCUGAACUGUUGUUCCUGUCUCAAGGAAAUGAUAAGAGCAUCUACAAAUUCUAUCCCGUGCACACAACGGGUCGUCCCUCCGAGGAGCAAUACUCGAAUAUCGUCAAUAAGUACAUCCCAUACUUGGGGGUACAAUUAAAGAAGGCCGUGGAUGAUGGCGACAGCGCAAGGAUCCAAACCUACAUCGUUGCUCUGGGUACCAUCGGAAUGUACGAGGUGCUCCCCGUCUUCGAGCCUUUCCUGACAGGCAGGGAGAAAAUGACAGCCUUCCAGAAGACGUUAAUUCUCGCCAGUUUGAGUAACUUUGUCGCGAAUCAUCCGAAGAAGGCACUGCCGGGCUUGAAACAGAUCUACAUGAACAAGACGGAGAGUCAGGAGGUGCGUUGCAUGGCCGUCUUCCUGAUUCCAAUGACGAAUCCUCCUCUGGAGGUGCUGCAUGAAAUCGUGCAGUUCAGCAACAACGACAGCAGCAAACAGGUCAAGUCCGCGGUGAAGUCCACCCUUGAGGAACUGGAAGAUUUAUCAGAUCCAGAAUGGCAAUCGCUGGCGAAGAAUGCUCGGGCUGCGUUGAAGUUAUUGGACAGCAAGGAUUACGACCCGCUGAAAUCCCACGAAUUCAUCUUUAACAAGAUGAAAGAAGGGAACCUUGUCACUGACACUCUUCUUAAUUACAUCGGCAGCGACAAUAGCCCGAUCCCUCGUACCAUCUACCUUGCGUCGAUCCUUUAUGAUGGCAACUUCAAAGGAUCCCCUGUAGAACUUAUGACUAUGAUUCCCAACAUGUACUCUCUUAUCGACGCUCUGAUACCAUCCGACAAACGGUCCCUCGUGAAAAUGGCCACCGAGAAGAUUGCCGAGGAACUGAAUAUCGUGGGCGAUAAACCUGUCUUGCUGGAAGGAAAUUUCUUGUGGAGGACGAAGUUCCUAUCGCGUUUCAUUCCUUAUGACAAGAACACUGUUCGCAACCUCCCUAACAAGAUCGUCGAGCACCUGACAGCCAGGAAAGACGGAGCCUUCCACAACACGCACAUACUGAAUUUGCACGAGAUGAUGAUAGGUGACACGACCGAUACUGGUCUGCCAUUCGUGUACAGUUUACGCGAAUGCACUCUUGCGAAGAUGAGCUCGACAUAUGACUUCAAAGCGGGUCGCUUCGAGUCCGAUUUCCAGUUUGCGAUGGUUCAGAAAACGCAGAGGAAUAUAGGUUUCGUAACGCCGUUCGAUCAUCAGCAUUUCGUUGUCGGUGUAGACAAACACGCGCAGGUUUACCUUCCCCUGAAAACCUCUGUGGAAGUCAGUGCUCCGAAGAAGAGCGUACAGCUGAAGAUUUGGCCACCGAAGUGCGACAGGCCUGACACGGUGCUGCUAUGUAUGCGGACACCGUACACUUCGAUCCAUAACGUCAUGAAUUUACAGCCCAUGCUGGAGCAGUCUUCGUUUGACACACGACGUUUACACAACGACGAAGUAAGACGUGACAGUCAGCCUAUAUGGGAUACGAUAUUCAGGAUGGAGGUGGAAGCCUCCAAGAAUGCUUCGGACGAGGAUGUUGUGGAGAACUGCCUGUGGACCAUGUUCACAAUGCAGGACGAACAAAGCGAAUACCACAAGGUGGCCGUAAUCAUGCAUGACAUAUCUGAUGAGGGAGAGCCGUGGGUUUUGAGUGCCUCUUACGGUACCUUGGAUGUGGAAGCUGGCACCGAAGAUGCUAGCCAAUGGACACAAUUUGUCAACGCGACGGAAGCAUUCAGCGAGAAUCGAGACAGCGAACAGCGUAAGAUGCGAUUCCUGGAGGAAGCAGCCAAAGGCAUCCAAUUAGCCCAGGCGGGGGUGCUGGACUUCUAUUUCCACGACCCUUUCGCAGAAGAAGAGGCGAAGAUCAACCUAACCGUUGCUUGGUCAGCGAGCAACGCCGAAACCAAGGGACGAUUUCUUUCUCGUUUGACCAUCAAGGACGAAUCAGACGACGUCGACAUUGAAGUAUGUACAGCGUCCCAGUUAGCGCUUACACCAUCUUAUUUCCCAGUUUACGGCGAAGUUAACUCCACGCCCAAGAUCGAAUUUGACAUAGACAUUCGACUAGGGGAGGAUUGUCCCGAGGAGACUCGCAUGAUUAUCGUAGGCACAGGUACUCGAAGCAACGAGCUGAAGGAAGAAAUCAACGAUAUCAGUGUAGUGAAGGAAUGCAAGAGGCAAAUGGAGCAAGGGAACAAACUCCUCCGGGCGUGUCAGAAGGCCGGAGACAAGGCUCUGCAGAUGGACGAAUUACAACUCUCCUUGCAGAUCGAUGAUCCAGAAACAUAUAUGAUUUUCGAAUUGUAUCUUCCGCUGUUGAUAUCCCCGGACGUUUUGGGUAUUACCGUAACCGAAUUGCCGCUUGAAGACAUCGACAAAGGCAAGAUCAACCUGAAGGCGAAGAUUUCGAAGAAUAUGAAGUCUGCUAACUUCAGUCUGCAGUCGUCGAACAUAAACAUGGAGAUGAAUGAUGUCAACUUGGAUGUUCUUAAAGAUAGCUUCGAGGAAAAGGAAGAUGGAGUUGACAACAACUGGUUGAUGGACAACGAUAUGUCAACCUGCGUGAUGGAUCUCAACAGAGCCGAGACUUUCGACGGCAAAGAAUUUCCCCUGGAGUUGAGCAGCUGCUGGCAGGUUCUGAUGACUACAUAUCCCAGACUGAAUCCCAGGAAGCCCAGCGAGAAGCUCGCGAUGUCAGAAGACGAAAGCGUAAGCAUCCUCGCCCGAGAGGUCAGCGGACAGAAGGAGGUGAAGGUCAUACUCGGUCAAAACGAGAUUCUGCUUCUGCCCGGCACCGAGCUACCCGAGGUACUGGUGAAUGGUCAGAAGGUCCCAGUUUCUGGCACAGUUACUCACCAAGUGCGACAGGAUGACGAAGUCGUCUUCGAGAUAUUCCAACGUGGAAGUCACUAUAUUUCAGUGGUAUCGGAGGAGUACGAUGUGACACUCACUUACGAUGGAAAACGCCUUAUGAUCGAGGAACCCGAGAUGUUCAGCUACUCUCUUCGUGGACUCUGCGGCAAUUACGACGGCGAUUCAGAAAAUGAUUUCAUGACUCCUGAUAAUUGUCCGCUGACGAAACCCGAGGAGUUCAUCGCCAGUUACACGCUCACCAAGGAGCAGUGCGAAGGAGAGAACCUGCAGAAGGUCAAGUCCUUGCAGAAGGCAGCCUGUGCAACGAUCUCCAGGCGUUAGAUGUUUUAUAGAGCCUGCAACCUCGAGAAGGAAGAUGACCGGAAAAUUUUAUCGGUUCCCCUUGUGUGACACCAAAGAUCUACUUGUUUUAGUCGUAGUUUAUAUAGCGCGUAACGUGUAUCUAUAAAAUUUGUAAAUAUUAUUUUUGCUAAUUUCGUCUUUU
Molecule: messenger RNA, 5011 nt
Organism: Megachile rotundata (alfalfa leafcutting bee)
Lineage: Eukaryota; Metazoa; Arthropoda; Insecta; Hymenoptera; Megachilidae
Product: vitellogenin-like
Biological process (GO): lipid transport
Molecular function (GO): lipid carrier activity
Source: RefSeq, a predicted model, not a curated record